This is a messenger RNA of Rangifer tarandus platyrhynchus (Svalbard reindeer), 285 nucleotides long. NCBI's taxonomy places the organism in Eukaryota, Metazoa, Chordata, Mammalia, Artiodactyla, Cervidae. The record is from the annotation of a GenBank genome assembly.
AUGCACGUUAGGUCAGGUUUCGGCUGGUGGUGCAGGGCCCACGGAGGGCCAGCGCAGCCGGGCAGGAGAGGACGGGGCUGGCUUCCACCCAGCGAGCGCCGCGAGGCGGGUGGCUGGGAGCUGGGAGGCCUGGCAGUGGUCUGGGGACAGAUGUCCUGGCUGGAGGCCGAGGGCCCUCAAACUGGCAGCAGGCAGGCAGUGAGCGUCCAAGCCGGCAGGUGGUCGGUGCCGGGAGGCCCGACCGCAGGUAGUGCUGACCUGCCCGGAGGUUGCUCCACGUCCUGA